Molecule: messenger RNA, 5516 nt
Organism: Hyalella azteca
Lineage: Eukaryota; Metazoa; Arthropoda; Malacostraca; Amphipoda; Hyalellidae
Product: phospholipid-transporting ATPase IF
Exons: 31
Coding region: 59-3985 (1308 amino acids)
Biological process (GO): phospholipid translocation
Cellular component (GO): endoplasmic reticulum; plasma membrane; trans-Golgi network
Molecular function (GO): ATP hydrolysis activity; ATP binding; magnesium ion binding
Source: RefSeq, a predicted model, not a curated record
UCAUUGAUUAGCCGAAAAUAUCAUGAACUUGCAAUGAAAAAUUAAUUGAAAAAGUGAAAUGUUUGGUCGGAUCAGAAAAAAGCGGAAACAUGCCACUCUGCGCACCGUGGAGUUCGGGCAGCGGGACCAGUUCUGCACGCUGCCUCUGCACGACCCAGAGCUGAGGCAGAGCAAGUUUGCCUCCAACAGAGUGGUCACCUCCAAGUACACGCUGCUCACGUUCCUGCCCAAGAAUCUUUUCGAACAAUUCAGAAGAAUGGCGAACUUCUACUUCUUGGUGGUCGCCAUCGUACAUUUAAGCAUCGACUCCCCGAUCUCCCCCCUGACGAGCAUCCUGCCGCUGUUGUUCGUGGUGAGCGUGACGGCAGUCAAGCAGGGCUAUGAGGACCUUAAGCGCCAUGCCGAGGACGACAAACUCAACCAUGCACCAACCAUCGUCGUCAGGGACGGCAAGGAAAAGCGCCAUGCCGAGGACGACAAACUCAACCAUGCACCAACCAUCGUCGUCAGGGACGGCAAGGAAAAGACCGUCAGAAGUGAGGAGCUGGUGGUGGGUGACGUGGUGAAGGUGGGGGCGGACGAGCAGAUACCGUGCGAUAUGCUCCUCCUGCUCACAUCAGACGGUGCGCACAAAUGCUCUGCCACGACCGCCAACUUGGAUGGAGAGACAAACGCUAAGAUGUACGAACAGCCAGAGUCGCUCAAGGAACUAACGAGCUUCCGAGAAGUAGCCAGCCUCAGUGGCAUCGUUCAGGCUCAGGCUCCUCACCCGAAUUUAUACGACUUUAAAGGACAGAUGGAGACCCUGGACAGCCGUGCGGCCGUGGCCAGUUGCUCUCUGUCGACUGAACACCUCCUGCUCAGGGGGUCGAAAAUGGUUGGUCACCAACACAUAUACGGGCUUGUACUCUACACGGGCAAGGAAACAAAGAUGAUACUUAAUACAAAGAUGAAAACCGGAAAAUUUUCCACCAUUGAGAGGUCCAUGAACACAUACCUGCUGCUCUACCUGGUCCUAAUGCUCUCCUGGAUCGUGAUCUGUACCAUCUUAAAGUACCAGAUGUAUGGUAACGAUAAGCUCGGUAAGUACCAGAUGUACGGUAACGAUAAGCUCGGUAAGUACCAGAUGUAUGGUAACGAUAAGCUCGCUCUUUUUAAAUACCAUAUGUACGGUAACGAAAAGUUCGGUAAGUACCAGGUGUACGGUAACAACAAGCUCGGUAAGUACCAGAUGUACGGUAACGAUAAGCUCGGUAAGUACCAGAUGUAUGGUAACGAUAAGCUCAGUAAGUACCAGAUGCACGGUAACGUCAAGCUCAGUAAGUACCAGAUGUACGAUAACGAUAAGGUCGGUAAGUACCUGAUGUAUGGUAACGAUAAGCUCGGUAAGUACCAGAUGUAUGGUAACGAUAAGCGCGGUAAGUACCAGAUGUAUGGUAACGAUAAGCUCGGUAAGUGCCAGAUGUACGUUAAAGAUAAGCUCGGAUAUUACCAGAUAUACGGUAACGACAAGCUCGUUGAGUACCAGAUGUACGGUAACGAUAAGCUCGGUAAGAUCCAGAUGUACGGUAACGACAAGUUCUUUUUAAAUACCAUAUGUACGGUAACGAUAAGUUCGCUGAUACCCAUCUCCCUCUACGUCACCCUAGAAAUGCAGAAAUUCGGCGGCGCCAUGUUCUUUGAGUGGGACGAAGAGAUGAGGCAGGGGGAGGGGGGCGACCCUCCUAAGUGCAACACUUCAGAUCUCAAUGAGGAGCUUGGCCAGAUUGAGUACCUGUUCUGCGACAAGACGGGCACGCUAACGGAGAACCGCAUGAGCUUCCGACGUUGCAGUGUGGGCACGAGGACGUACGUUCAUUCCAGAGGGAGACUGUGGCACGGGCACGGGCAGCAACGCGAGCCCGUCACGUCCUUUACGGGAGAAAUGGUGCAGUUCUUCACAAGUCUGUGUCUAUGCAACACAGUGCAGACGAUGUUAACUGAGGCAGGCAGUAACCCUAGCUACGUCCCCGACGUCUCGUCUACUGGACACUCCAUUCAACUGGCGGCCAUUAAACGCAAGUACAUCUCGACGAGUCCUGAUGAAGUCGCCCUUGUCGAAACCUGCGCCAAGUACGGUAUUGUUCUACUGGGUACGCAGGAAGGUACGGUGUCCGUGGACGUGCUGGGGAAGAAAAAGACGUACAAACUCAAGCACAUCUUCCAUUUCCGUUCUGAGCGGCAGAGAAUGUCAGUGUGCGUACAGGCUGAGUCAGGCGACACGUGGCUGCUGAGUAAGGGGGCAGACUCUGCUAUUCUGCCGCGCUGCUCUGGCGGGACAAACCUACAGAAAACUAAGGAGCAUCUACACAGUUUUGCUGUGGAUGGCCUGCGUACGCUGGUCGUGGCCUGCAGGAAGAUAACAGAGGCUGAGCUGCAGGCCAUAUCUCUGGACCUGGCGCAGGCUAACAAGGAAGUAGAAGACCGGGAGGCGCGCGUGUCAGCGGUGUACGACAAGUACGAGCGCGGCCUGCGGCUGCUGGGGGCGACGGGCGUGCGGGACGACCUGCAGUCUGACGUCACCGCGACGCUGCGCGACCUCAGGGCUGCCGGUAUCAAAGUCUGGGUGCUCACAGGAGACAAGCUAGAGACAGCAGUGAACGUGUCGCAGCAGUGCGGACACUUCCAUCAUCACAUGUACGAGCUCACCGUGACGGGGACCACCAGCGCUGCCCACGCACAACUCCUGCUAGACAAUGCGCGGCAGGAAAGUGCAAUGUUCUUUGGACGAGAGAAGAGGUUGAUCGUAGACGGAGUUUCCCUCGUCCAUCUUCUCACGAAGGAUCACAUUAGAGCGUUCCGCGAUGUGGCCAUGCGGUGUGAAGCUGUUCUGUGCUGCCGCUUGUCUCCUAAACAGAAAGCCGAGGUCGUGCGCAUGGUGAAGACCUCCUACAGGAGACCAAUUACGGCCGCCAUCGGGGAUGGUGCUAACGACGUAUCCAUGAUACAGGAGGCACACGUCGGCAUCGGUAUCAUGGGUUCUGAAGGCAGGCAAGCGGUUUUGUGUUCAGACUUCGGGUUCUCGCGGUUCAAGUACCUGCGUAAAGCCCUGCUGGUACACGGCCACUGGUACUACGUACGCGUCACACUCCUGGUACAUUACUCCUUCUACAAGAACGUAGCAUUCAUCACCCCGCAGCUCUUCUACGCCUUCUACAGCGCUCUGUCAACUCAAACGGUGUAUGCCAGCUGGUAUCUGACGCUGUACACUACACUCCCUACAGACGGUAUACGCCAGCUGGUAUCUGACGCUGUACAACCUAACGCUGUCUACUACAAUCCCCGCAGACGGUAUACGCCAGCUGACUACCUACAGACGGUGUACGCCAGCUGGUAUCUGACGCUGUACAACCUGACGUUCGCUGGUCUGCCCAUCCUGGUCUACGGGCUGCUGGAGCAGAACUACUCGCAGCAGCAGCUGCUGAUGCGGCCGCGCCUCUACAACAGCAUUAGCAGGGACGCUCGGAUGACCUGGGGCGCCUUCCUGUUGUGGCUGGUGCUAGCGCUGUGGCACGCUGCCGUGAUGUACUAUGGCCUGUUGAUUACCGUGUAUCCUGGAGACACACCGGUCACGGUAUCGGGACAGACACUGGGCAUGGACCCUUAUGGUACUAUGCUGGUUACCAUGUGCGUCAUAGUCGUCAACAUGAAGCUGCUACUAGAAGCCUACCACCUAGACAUCCUCCUUGUUGGUUCCUUCAUCAUCACUCUCGUGGGCUACGUCAUCACACUCGCCAUCUACACCUUCCCUUUCCCCACGAGCCGAGUGUGUGGUGACAUGCUGCUCAUAGUGAAGUCACCAUGUCUGCUCUUCACCAUCCUGCUGCUGUGUGUAGUGUCACUACUGCCUGACGCCACCAUACUCUCCUACAAGGCGAUGUUGCGGGCUCGAAAUCAACGGCGCGAUACGGCGAUUACAGACGAACAACAUCAACAGUUUUCAUAGCAUAUCGUAUUGUAUGACAGUAUAUAAUAAUAACGUUCAAACUAACAAUUCUAAUUCAAAGCGCAGUGGCCAGAACGCAGAUGGCAACAAUUACAAUGUUGAGAUUAACAAUCACGAGAUUGAGAUAAGGAAUCAUGACGUCGAAAGCAUCAAUCACAACAUCGUGAGUUGCAAUCGCGAUGUAGAAAUUUACUGUUUUUAAGUCAAGAUGUCAAUCUUGAUGUCGUGUGCAUCAAUCAGGACACAGUGCAGGAACCACGGCGUUGGUCUUCGCAAUUACAGAGUCAAGGUUAGCAAUCAUCACGUCGUGGAAAGCAAUCAAAUUUUCUCUAGUAGUAUUGGCGGUGCAACAAGCAACAAUCAUUACGCAGGUGACUGCAAUCACCACAAGGAAAUAAGAAAGUACAAAAUCUGGUUAGCAAUCUCCAUGCUAAUCAGCGGAAGCAAUCACCAACUUGCGUGGGUAUAUUCACUGAUUUUACUACUACACUACAGGUUGAUAGGUUAGUACAGGUUACUACAGGUUGAUUACACCAAAGAAUUUUUAUCAUGAAGAAAGAAGUUUUGGUCCUUGGGAGAUUGGUUAAAGUUGUUAUUUCACUAUUUAUAAGCUUAUAAUAUAGCAGAUAGCUCUCUGUAUAUAAGUUGUUGUUUGUUAUUUAUUUUUCUCGAUUGUCAACCAACCAAUGAUAACAUUGUUAUUAAUUAGUUUCUAAAGAAUUUUAGCCGCUCAUGAUAAUUAAAUUCAUACAUGAUAUAUUAGAUCAAUAAUGCAUGAAACAGAAAUUUUCUCCUAUUUUCUAGUGUUUUUCCUAUUUGAAUCACUUGUAAAAUAGGGAUUACAUGAAGUUAUGUUUUCAUAUUCAUUGUACUGAAUCCCUUUGACAUGAUUAUUAUUAAUCGUGUCUGCUUUGAUAUUGUUGAGCCAGCAGUCGAAAAUAAUUAAAUUAGAUUAUAUUUUAUGCAAAGCAAAAAGUUUCCAAAGUUCAGCUUUGAUAUCGUGUUGAAGAAAGAUAAUGGAUAAGUGAAUUGAGAUAUUAAUAUUUUAAUAUUUCUUUCAUUAUUGAUAUUAUAUUCAAAUAUACUCUCUGUUAUUCCUUCGUAGUACAAAUAUUUUAAAACACUUUUAGGAUCAAUUUUCACCCGUGACGCACCCACCUAGCUCCUUAUCCGUUUCCACCCGUUUACCCCCGUGACACCCGUUAAGAACAAUUCAUCCGUUUCCACCCGUUUACACCCGUGACAUACCCGUUUACACCCGUGACUCACCCGUUUACACCCGUGACACACUCGUUUACACCCGUGACACACCCGUUUACACCCGUGACACACCCGUUUACACCCGUGACACACUCGUUUACACCCGUGACACACCCGUUUACACCCGUGACACACCCGUUUACACCCGUGACACACUCGUUUACACCCGUGACACACCCGUUUACACCCGUGACACACCCGUUUAGGACAACUCAUCCGUUUCUACCCUUUUAAACCCGUUUACACCCGUUUACACCCGUUUACACCCGUG